AUGUAUCUACUUCAUACAACUCAAAACCAACGUCAUCGUAGAUCGUACAUCGUACACGCGUGCGUGGCCACGCGGUUGAACCGUGAGAUCCGUCCGAGGAGGCCCGGAACACCGACCAGACGUGCGCGUACCCAGCAGGAAACAUCGCUGUAGUGUAUCUAUACUUCCUGCCCGCGUAUCUCUGAUGUUCCAGUUCCACCUUGUAGUUUCGCGAUCGGUCACAAAUGAAUCGUGGCUCCGUGGCUGAGUUCUCGUGAAAAGUGAAGACCCUGCUGUCAUCAUGCUCGCUGGAUGAUAGGUGUUCGCUUCGCUGCCGUGUGGCCCGACCAACCACACGAGUUAGCACCAACACGGGUAGUUGCUCAAGAAGGAGGACCCGGUUCCCAAGGUACCCGUCAAUCGACUUUUUUUUUCCGAUAUAUGACCCAACGAAUCCAUCUCUACGUAAGAGAAGAGUGUACGAUAGACUAGCAAUGAAUCCAUAGCGUCAGCGAACGCUACCCAAUUGUACAUGGUACAUUUUACUCCCUCUGCUUCCGCAUGUUGUUCAUCCCUGCCUGCCUGCCUGGUUGUUUUUUCCUCUUCGCAUGUCCAACUAAAGUAUCCGUCUGCAGCACACUGGUUCGGUACGUCGGUUGGUUGUUGUGACCUUUUCUUCAUUACGUUGCCUACGGUUUGUGUCAUCAGUCCUUAAAUUUGUCUGUGACACCUCUGCGAAUUACUACAAGGUGCCCUGGCUCCAAAAGGACCCACUUCCCAACACCAACUAUCGAAUUAAGGUGUCCUGGCACCAAAAGAACCUGCUUCCCGAUCGGUACACCUUCUGCUUUGAUUGUACUUCGAUUCUGACAAAAAUGCGGUCGUUUUUAUGGUCCGUCCGGGACGUCCGCGAUCCACUUUGUUUGCCCCCUGUAUGUUCUUUGGUGCACUUUCCUCCUUUUCUCGGGGUAGCGGUGGUUGUUCAAAAUUUCAAAAACCCUCCAGACCGCUCGCCCCGGUGGUUUAGUGGUAUCCUCGUAAUCCGCUAGACUAGUUGCAGAGGUCGUGAGUUCGAACCUCCAUGGGGUGAAAUAACUAGGAAAUGUGCGGGUGAAAGCGAAAUAUGGCUGACAAGCUCUCGUGAGUACCAAACUUCGACGUUAGCAUCGUUGACGAGGGAAAGGGACGGCUGGACCCUUCUCGCGAUAAAAAUAAAAUUCAGCACGCACCGCAGGAGGAAGGGGGGGCAUGAAAAGAAAUAUAAGGCCAAUUGUCAUGGAAGAAUUCCAAAUUUGGAAUCCUCCGCCCUGGGAAAACAAAUUCCAACGCCGAAAUUCCAAUUUGGUAUUCUGUGCCAACCAAGUUAUGGGGAAAUAGGAAUCCGGAGCGUUGGGGGGGUAGAUUACGAUGCACGGAGCGGAGAAUUCAAAAAUGGGCGCGAUUCUAUGUACCGCACUCCCAGCAGACCAUCCUUUCCCUGCGGGCGGGCGUGCGUGCGUACCAUCCGCAACGAAACACCGCGAGCAUGGCCAACUUGCCCCCUGUUCUGAGCGAGUGCGAGCCAAUUGAGUCAUGGGGGGCCGAUCAGCCACGACAGGAGAUAGUUUGGUCGUGGAAUCGAUUCGUUGCCAUGGGACCGAGAGGCGGGGCCUGGACGCAUCAGCAACGCCGCCUGCUGCAAAACCCGGCCGCGUACUACGCCAACCAGUCUGUGAGGGACAAGGAUGACAUGCAGGCGCCUGACAUGCAUGCGCAUGCUGCAAACUGCAUGAGGACGUUCGCGGCUCCUGGGAUUAUACUGUUCUUGACCCAAUCGUGCGGAUUCAGCAUGCCUCAU
This is a messenger RNA of Ectocarpus sp. CCAP 1310/34, 1816 nucleotides long. Lineage: Eukaryota; Phaeophyceae; Ectocarpales; Ectocarpaceae. The record is from the annotation of a GenBank genome assembly.